Erigeron canadensis is the source of this 1641-nucleotide messenger RNA. Its product is annotated as protection of telomeres protein 1b-like. Gene Ontology annotation, molecular function: telomerase inhibitor activity; G-rich strand telomeric DNA binding. Gene Ontology annotation, cellular component: nuclear telomere cap complex; chromosome, telomeric region. NCBI's taxonomy places the organism in Eukaryota, Viridiplantae, Streptophyta, Magnoliopsida, Asterales, Asteraceae. Bases 46 to 1449 code for a protein of 467 amino acids. The record is from RefSeq and is a predicted model, not a curated record. The transcript has 10 exons. Gene Ontology annotation, biological process: regulation of telomere maintenance via telomerase; telomere capping.
GUUUCCGAGACCCACAGACACACACUCACAUCACAGCCGGCUGAAAUGAAGAAUCUUGAAACCAAAGAAAAUGCAGAUUAUAAGUUUGUUCGUAUUGUAGAUGCAUUAACUACACUAAAUCAAAAAGUGAAUCUCAUUGGUGUUGUCACUGAGACCAGUAUACCUAAACAGAGCAGAGGCACUGAUUAUUGUUGCACGCUGAAGAUUGUUGAUGAAUCACAUUCAAGCCCUGGGAUGUCCGUCAAUUUUUUUGCUGAAAUUCUUGAAAUGCUCCCAAAUGUUGCGUCAGCUGGUGACAUUAUUCAGCUUUCACGUGUUGUGAUUAAAAAUCACCGGUCUGGGAUUAACGCUCUUUUUGACAAGAAGUUUUCAUCCUUUGCCUUAUAUGAAGGAAAAGAUGGUUCAAAUUUCGUACCAUAUCAAACCUCGUCUAACUUUAAUGCUAAGAAGGAAAACCAGAAGUUUGUAGCACGUUUGAAAAACUGGAAAAUUGAUCAACCUGAGACAGCAUCAAGUGAUUUCUUGUCACUGAAAGAGGUCAAGCAAGGGAAGCACUUCAACUUGAUUUGUAAGAUUCUACAUAUAUCCGAAGUCACUGAAGGUGAGUGGAUGCUUUUUGUGUGGGAUGGAACCGAUGCUCCACCAGUUGAUGUUCACACAAAGCUGGAAGAAGAGCUUGAAAAUCCUAUCCCUCUUCAGUUAGAAGCAUCUGCAUUGUCAAGAGACAUAUUGUGUACAUUCCCAUCAGUUGGAACGGUCUUAAGGAUAACUGCUGGCAAAUGCAAUGGGAUGCUGGGUCUUCCCAUAUUGAAGGCUGGUACAUGGGUUCAAUUUAGGAAUAUAAGUUUUGAAAUUUGUUUUGGCUUAUGGUGCGGCAUUCUGAUGCCGAAGACUAGGUUGAGUAAUUUGCCCAAUGAUGAUAAUCUUGUAUUACAGUGCCAAAGGGCGUAUGAUGAACGGGUUCAAAACGAAUUGGGCCGAAUGCCAUUGUCAUGCUUCCCCUGGCCUUCUUAUGUAACAGAUACAGACUAUCAGCAGGUGCCUUUUGUUACGCUGAUGCACGUUCUUUCUUAUCGUGAGGUAACAGCCAAAUUCAGGUGUGUAGUUCGGGUACUGACAACACUCCCAGGUCACCCUCGAGAUUUCCGUGCUCCCUGUGGUACUUUCAGGCUUAGAGUUACCCUUGAAGAUCCUACAGCCAGAUUACAUGCAUAUUUAUAUGCUGAAGAUGGGGUGAAGUUUUUUGGAGGCGAUACGGUUCCUUCUAUUGAUACAAUGAUUAAAAUGCACAAUGCAUUGCUUGGAGUUGAAGAAGAAACAGAUCACUCAAAUGCAAAGCCAAGAAAUCCUCCAUGGGUGCAGUGCUGCUUAAAAUCUUACUAUGUUGACAAGAAUGACAUCUGGGGUAGUAGAAGAUUUCGGAUCUUUGGUACUACACUUAUCGGUUGAGUGGUUAGGUGUUGCCUUUACAUGUUUGUAUAAUUGAUGCUCUUCUUCUCUCAUGUGUUGUUGCGAUUUUAGGUUUAAUGGUCUUGCCCAUUUAUGUGGUGUAAUUGUGUAAAUAGUAUAACAGGGUAGGUAUUCAUAUGCCCUCAUUAGAUUUGGAAUUAGAAUCAACAUUGGAUUCAGAUUUUGAUUUUA